CUGCGUAAAUAUUGGAACCAGCGAUUCGACUACUUCUCGCGCUUCGACGAGGGCAUCCAGAUCGACAACGAGGGCUGGUACUCUGUGACGCCAGAGGCAAUUGCCGAGCACACGGCGCGGCGCAUCUCGCAGCUCUACAACAGCCGCAGCCAGGACGAGGACUUUGGGCGUAUCUGCGUCGUUGAUGCGUUCUGUGGCGUGGGUGGCAACGCAAUAAAGUUUGCCGAGUGGUGCGAGCAUGUCAUUGCCAUCGAUGUUGAUCCAGGCAGGCUGCAGAUGGCCAAGAACAACGCAGCGGUGUACGGCGUGGCUGACCGCAUCGAGUUCAUCCUGGGCGACUUUUACGAGCUGGCGCCGUCGCUGAAGGCCGACGUGGUGUUUCUGAGUCCGCCGUGGGGAGGGCCCGAGUACCAGAGCACGAAGGUGUUUGAUCUGGAUGCGCUGCCAGUCAAGACAGGGCAGCAGUGGGUGGAUCGGGCCCGGCUGAUCUCGGAUAAUGUGGUGUGCUUUUUGCCGCGCAACUGCAGGCCAGAGGACCUGGCUGCUCUGGCACCGGCGCUGCCGUGCGAUAUCGAGAUGAACCGGAUAAACGGGUUUCUCAAGGCCGUCUCGGUGUACUUUGGCCAGCUGGCG
Linderina pennispora is the source of this 633-nucleotide messenger RNA. Its product is annotated as S-adenosyl-L-methionine-dependent methyltransferase. Gene Ontology annotation, molecular function: RNA cap trimethylguanosine synthase activity. The transcript has a single exon. Gene Ontology annotation, biological process: 7-methylguanosine cap hypermethylation; 7-methylguanosine RNA capping. The record is from RefSeq and is a predicted model, not a curated record. Gene Ontology annotation, cellular component: nucleus. NCBI's taxonomy places the organism in Eukaryota, Fungi, Kickxellomycota, Kickxellomycetes, Kickxellales, Kickxellaceae. The annotation marks the transcript as partial.